AAAAGCAUGCAGAGCUUCUCAUUCUGCAGGGUCUGCCCUCCUUCUGCAAAGCAUCUUAACAUUGUCUGGCAGAUGAUCUGUAUUCAGAGACCUACCCACUCUCAUCUCACCACCCAGCACUUCUUCCUCCUAGCCAGAGAGUUAUUCUGCGCAGUCCUUGCCUCUACCACACUGUUUGCUUUAGUCUUACUGAACUGAGUUUCCAAACCAGAACGUCCAGCAUUUUUCAUAAAGAAAACUUAGUUGGUGUGCUUCAGUAGAGAACAUAUGAGAAAGGAUUUCUAGGCAUACACUGAGCAGAAUUAAUGUAUGAUGUGGGAAGGAAAACAUACUGGAUGAUAUAUGUGUAAAGCCUGGGUUUGCUCACAGACCACCUCCAUCACUUUCACUGGUGAGAACAUGGCUUCCAAUGUUACAGCAUGUGGGAAGGAGACUUAUAAAAGUUAUUCAAGUGUGGAAAACUAGAUUUGAUUCUGGCCAGGCAGAACCCCCACUCUGGUGUGCUGAUACGGCUAGACCUUAUAGCUCUAAUCAUAUAUAAGAAGAAUACAAGAUAUGGCUGCCACUGCCAGUAUAUUAGAGAGUAUUUUUUUGAAAAGAUCCCAGCAGAAGCGAAAAACAUCACCUCUUAACUUUAAGAAGAGACUAUUUGUGCUAACAGACACCAAAAUCAUCUAUUAUGAGUAUGACUUUGACAGAGGGCGUCGGGGCAGCAAAAAAGGAUCUGUGGAUCUAGACAAAGUGAUUUGUGUGGAGUGUGUUGAGCCUGAGGAAAACCCACCACCAGAGAGGCAAAUACCAAACAGAGAAGAAUUUGACACAGAGCAGAUGACUAUCAUAGAGAGAUUUCCAUACCCAUUCCAGAUAGUGUAUGAUGAUGGGCCGCUCUACGUCUUUGCUCCUACAGAAGAACUGCGAAAACGCUGGAUUCACCAGUUGAAGCAUGUUAUUCGUUUUAACAGCGAUGUGGCUCAGAAAUAUCACCCUCGGUUUUACCAAGAUGGGCAAUAUCUUUGCUGUGCCCAAACAGCCAAAAAUGCAAUGGGAUGCCAGCCACUGGGGAAUGCCAAUGGAUUUAUAAGAACAGAACGCUCCCAGCGAAGGUCCAGAAAGCCACUCCCUCCUCCACCACCCCAAGAGAGCCAGAAGCCAUUGCCACCUACACCAUGUUUAUCACUACACAAGGUUGUAGCCAUGUAUGAUUUUACUCCAUUAAAUGCCCAAGAUUUGCCGCUGCAUAAGGGUGAGGAGUAUGUAUUGCUGGAGGAAGGCACUGGGAAUCCCUGGCUGAGAGCACGGGAUAAAAAUGGGCUGGAAGGAUACAUACCUGGUAAUUAUGUUACAGAAGCUCAAGAUCCACUGGAAAUAUAUGAGUGGUACUCCAAAAACAUGACAAGAAGUCAGGCUGAAAAACUGCUACGAGCAGAGGAUAAAGAAGGUGGCUUUAUCGUGAGAGAUUCCAGCAAGGCCGGAAAGUACACUGUAUCCGUAUAUGCAAAAUCAUCUGGGGAAGGUAUUAUACGCCAUUAUGUGGUGUGUGAGGCGCCUGGAAAUCAAUAUUAUUUGGCAGAGAAACAUCUGUAUUCCUCAAUACCAGAACUGAUCACAUAUCAUCAACACAAUGCUGCAGGCCUAAUAUCAAGGUUGAAAUAUCCUGUCUGCUCUUUGAGAAAAACUGCUCCUUCCACAGCAGGCCUUGGCUAUGGCUCAUGGGAGAUUGACCCAAAGGACCUGACAUUCCUGAAGGAGUUAGGCAAUGGGCAGUUUGGGGUGGUAAAGUACGGAAAGUGGAGAGGUCAGCAUGAUGUGGCUAUUAAGAUGAUUAAAGAGGGUUCCAUGUCUGAAGAUGAAUUCAUAGAAGAGGCCAAAUGUAUGAUGAAGUUGUCCCAUCAAAAUCUGGUGCAGUUGUACGGUGUCUGUACUAAGCAGCGUCCUAUUUUUAUAAUUACCGAGUUCCUGUCGAACGGCUGCCUGCUCAAUUACCUGAAGGAUCUGCGUGGGAGGGUCUCUCAGGGAGAUCUGCUAUCCAUGUGCAGUGAUGUCUGCGCAGCAAUGACAUAUCUUGAAUCGAAGCAAUAUCUGCACCGUGACUUGGCUGCAAGAAAUUGCUUAGUUGCUGCAGAUGGAAUAGUAAAGGUUUCUGAUUUCGGUCUUUCAAGAUAUGUUCUAGAUGAUGAAUAUACAAGUUCUUUGGGUUCUAAGUUUCCUGUCCGCUGGUCAUCUCCAGAGGUUCUUCUGUACUGCAGGUUCAGUAGCAAGUCUGAUGUGUGGUCAUUUGGGGUCUUAAUGUGGGAAGUGUUUACUCUUGGAAGGAUGCCAUAUGACAGAUUCACUAAUAAUGAAAUUGUGGAACAGAUAACAAGGGGUGUCCGUCUGUACAGACCCCAAAAUGCCACAGAUAGAGUGUACAGCAUCAUGGUCAGUUGCUGGGCAGAGAAAGCUGAUGACAGACCAACCUUCCGAAUUCUACAUAAUACCAUCUUGGAAGUUCUGGAGGACUCCUGAAAAUGAACCCUCUACCAAGCCAAGGCUGAGGAACACUGGCCUAACACAGCAUUGAUAACUUGUAUAUGACUAUCUUGUAAAUUCCAUGCUCCUUAAGUGCAGUAAUAAAAUGAAAUGUACUUCA
Messenger RNA from Xenopus tropicalis (tropical clawed frog), 2629 nucleotides. RefSeq names its product Bruton tyrosine kinase (gene btk). The transcript is spliced from 20 exons. Gene Ontology annotation, biological process: intracellular signal transduction. The coding region runs from base 556 to 2505 and encodes 649 amino acids. Gene Ontology annotation, molecular function: transferase activity; ATP binding; nucleotide binding. The record is from RefSeq and is a predicted model, not a curated record. NCBI's taxonomy places the organism in Eukaryota, Metazoa, Chordata, Amphibia, Anura, Pipidae.